CAAGAAAAUUAACCAUGAAAAAACCGAAUAUCAAAAAUAUUUGGAGGAAAUAUGUGACCCUAAUUAUCAGGGAGGUUCUUGGGCUUUACCAGAAAAUCCUACUCCGUUAGAACAAGCGAAAUAUGAGAUUUGUAAGCAAGUAGUAAGUUAUAAACUAGAUACUAAAAUUAGCACUGAGGAAAUGGCUCAAAAACUUCAAUUAAGCAAAGACGAAACCGAGGAUAUUUUAUAUUAUCGCAUUGACUAUUUUACUUUGGAUAGAUUAGUUUCUUAUGCUACCCGCUUAUUUAAACCAUUUGAAGAAAAAUUAAACGAAGCAAUAUUAACCCCUGAACCCAAGAAAAACCCUAAUUGGAAAAGAGACCAUUAUGUUGUAAAAAGAAUUCCGUUUGGAGAGGAAAA
Messenger RNA from Ambispora leptoticha, 402 nucleotides. Lineage: Eukaryota; Fungi; Glomeromycota; Glomeromycetes; Archaeosporales; Ambisporaceae. The record is from the annotation of a GenBank genome assembly.